This is a messenger RNA of Candida tropicalis MYA-3404, 2070 nucleotides long. It is a transcript of the gene YPS7, whose product is annotated as putative aspartic endopeptidase. NCBI's taxonomy places the organism in Eukaryota, Fungi, Ascomycota, Pichiomycetes, Serinales, Debaryomycetaceae. The transcript has a single exon. Gene Ontology annotation, molecular function: aspartic-type endopeptidase activity. The record is from RefSeq and is a predicted model, not a curated record. Gene Ontology annotation, biological process: proteolysis. The coding region runs from base 1 to 2070 and encodes 689 amino acids.
AUGAAGAAAAUACAACUAUGCCUACUAGUAAUAUCAUUAUGGUCCAAAGUCGUUUUAGCUGAUGAUGAUGAUGAUGACACAAUAAAUACAUCAACAAUAAUUAAUAAUCCUGGAGUUCAAUCAGGUACAACCAUAGACACCACAAGUUCAGCUACUGCUAUUGCUGUAGCACCGACUACUCAGACUAGAGAUACACGGAGAGACACUACUCAAGUAACAACAACCGAUGAUCUUGUUCAAGUCACUUUACAAAGACAAACAACAACAUCGCAACAAACUCAAACUGUGACAUCAAGUACGAGACUGGAUCUAUUUUUAACAAGCCAAGCUGCAUCUAAAACAACAGAAAAUGAUGAAGAUAAAUCUUUAUUCAAAUUAUUAUUUACAGUACCAACAGAUGAUAUUUUUUAUAAUGCAAAUUUCAAAUUUGGAAAUGAUCAAGAAAUUGGUUUACGAUUAGAUUUGAUUCAACCCGAGAUUUGGGUAAUGAAUAAUGAAAAUUUCUUGGAUUGUAAUAGUGUUGAUAAUUGGAUAAAUUCACAACUUUCGUCAAUGGACUAUACUUAUACCACCGGGGAAUUACCUUCACAAAUAACUGAUGCACCUGAAUAUACUUCAAAUUGUGGAUAUUUUGGUUUGUACUCUUCACUUGAAAGUAAUAUGCCUCCAGCUACUAAUGCGAUUGCUGCGGUUAAUAAUCAAAGUUAUAGAAUUCCUUAUAUGAAUGCUGCUAGUGCUGAGGGUGAAUUUGUUACUGAUGAUAUAGAAUUUAAUUUAACUAAUGGGGAUUAUUUUGUUUUACCAAAUGUGACCUUUUUAGAUGCUAAUGAUUCUAAUGUAUUACUUGGCGGUAUUGGAUUAGCAGGAACUCCAAAAGGAAGUGGGUUUUUAUAUGCUUUAACAAAUCUUGAUAUCAUUGAUUCUCCUGGUUAUUCAUUAUGGUUUAACAAUGAUACCGAUCAAGAAAAUGCCAUUGCUCAAUUAAUACCUGGUGCUGUUAAUACAAAGUAUUUUGUUGGUGAUUUAUAUCAAUUUGAUAUGAUUGCCCAUCGUGGUUUUCGAUUCAAUGCAUCUCAACAAACAUCAAAUCAAGAUUUAAUUGAAUUAACUUUACCAGUUAUUGAAAUUGAGGAACUCUUGGUGGCUAAUUUAAAUUCUGGUCAAAGUGUAUCUGUUAAAUCUGAUAGUGGCGGAUUACCAGUUUUAAUUGAUUCAAGAUCGUCAUAUUUUUAUUUACCUUUGGAUAUAAUUGUUAAUAUUGCCAUACAAACAAACGCAUAUUAUUCUGGUCAAUUGGCUAGAUGGUUGGUUAAAUGUCAACCAUUACUUGAUGUGAAAGCAACUAUACAAUUCCAAAUUGGUAAUCUUACUGUCAAUGUCCCAAUAAGUGAAUUAAUCACUGAUGCAGUAUAUGAAGGAUCAUCUUUAAAUUUUGAAAGUGGUGAUAAAGCCUGUUUAUUAAAAGUUCUUCCAAGUUCAGUAUCUGGAUAUAAUAGUCUUGGAUUACCAUUUUUGAAAUAUAUUUAUUUAGUUGUUGAUAACGAAGGUGGUACUAUUGGAUUAGCUAAUCUGAAUAAAUUUUUACAAGUUGAUAAAGAAGAUUUAGAAGAUUAUAAUUCAAUUUUAUACAAUCAAACAAUGAGUUCAACACAGAGUGGUACAAGACGUAAUUCAACAAGAACUAAUAGAUCAAUUGGAUAUAUUUCCUCAGGAUCAAUUCCAUUUGCGACUACCUAUACACCUGAAUCAAAUAGUGAUUAUGGAGAUGUAACAUUAAGUUAUUCACAAGCUAGUAGAGUUAGUGGAGAAAGUGUAAUAUUACAUAUUCCUGCUAGAUUUAGUGGUGCUAUUGUUAGUGGUGGUUCUAUUUAUAUUACUGGUGAUGGAAGUGGAAAUGCAAAUUCAAUAACCACAAGUGCUAUGAAUGCCACUGCUGCUGGUACUUCAAGUAAUGGACAAAUUGGUAAAUAUCAAGAUUCUGUAAUUAUUGAUAUUGGUGGACUUCAAUUACAUAAUAAAUUAAUAUCAACUAUAAUGACUUUAGGUUUGCUAUUAGUUGUAUUCCUAUAA